Mirounga angustirostris (Northern elephant seal) is the source of this 1499-nucleotide messenger RNA. It is a transcript of the gene UXS1, whose product is annotated as UDP-glucuronate decarboxylase 1. Gene Ontology annotation, biological process: D-xylose metabolic process. Gene Ontology annotation, cellular component: cytoplasm. Gene Ontology annotation, molecular function: NAD+ binding; UDP-glucuronate decarboxylase activity. Lineage: Eukaryota; Metazoa; Chordata; Mammalia; Carnivora; Phocidae. The transcript has 15 exons. The record is from RefSeq and is a predicted model, not a curated record. The coding region runs from base 141 to 1418 and encodes 425 amino acids.
GGCGGGGCUCUCCGGGGCCGCCGCCGCUGCCGCCGCCGCUGCCGCCGCUGCCGCCGCUGCCGCCGCCGUCCCAGCCGCCGCGCAUUGUGCAGCAGGCGGCCCCCGCGCGGUAGGGCCCUGGACCCGCGCGGCUCCUGGGGAUGGUGAGCAAGGCGCUCCUGCGCCUCGUGUCUGCCGUCAACCGUAGGAGGAUGAAGCUGCUGCUGGGCAUCGCGCUGCUCGCCUACGUAGCCUCUGUUUGGGGCAACUUCGUUAAUAUGAGCUUUCUACUCAACAGGUCUAUCCAGGAAAAUGGUGAACUCAAAAUCGAGAGCAAGAUCGAAGAGAUCGUUGAACCACUAAGAGAGAAAAUCAGAGAUUUGGAAAAAAGCUUCACCCAGAAAUACCCGCCAGUAAAAUUUUUAUCAGAAAAGGACCGUAAAAGAAUUUUGAUAACCGGAGGAGCAGGGUUCGUGGGCUCCCACCUCACCGACAAGCUCAUGAUGGACGGCCACGAGGUGACUGUGGUGGACAACUUCUUCACGGGGAGGAAGAGGAAUGUGGAGCACUGGAUCGGCCAUGAGAACUUCGAGCUGAUUAACCACGACGUGGUGGAGCCGCUCUACAUUGAAGUUGACCAGAUAUACCACCUGGCCUCUCCAGCCUCCCCUCCAAACUAUAUGUAUAACCCCAUCAAGACCCUGAAGACCAAUACAAUUGGGACACUAAACAUGCUGGGACUUGCCAAACGAGUCGGUGCUCGUCUGCUGCUGGCCUCCACCUCGGAGGUGUAUGGAGAUCCUGAAGUCCACCCUCAGAGUGAGGAAUACUGGGGCCAUGUGAAUCCAAUAGGACCCCGAGCCUGCUACGAUGAAGGGAAGCGCGUUGCCGAGACCAUGUGCUAUGCCUACAUGAAGCAGGAAGGCGUUGAAGUGCGAGUGGCCAGGAUCUUCAACACCUUUGGGCCACGCAUGCACAUGAAUGAUGGCCGGGUCGUCAGCAACUUCAUCCUGCAGGCACUGCAGGGCGAGCCGCUUACGGUGUACGGGUCCGGGUCGCAGACGAGGGCGUUCCAGUACGUCAGCGAUCUGGUGAACGGCCUCGUGGCUCUCAUGAACAGCAACGUCAGCAGCCCGGUCAACCUGGGGAACCCGGAAGAACACACAAUCCUAGAAUUUGCUCAGUUAAUUAAAAACCUUGUUGGUAGUGGAAGUGAGAUUCAGUUUCUCUCCGAAGCCCAGGAUGACCCACAGAAAAGAAAACCAGACAUCAGAAAAGCGAAGAUGAUGCUGGCGUGGGAGCCUGUGGUCCCGCUGGAAGAAGGUUUGAACAAAGCCAUCCACUAUUUCCGUAAAGAACUCGAGUACCAGGCAAAUAAUCAAUACAUCCCCAAACCAAAGCCCGCAAGAAUAAAAAAAGGACGGACACGCCAUAACUGAAAACCUCACUUCUCGGGACGGGAGACUCCCUGUUUCACACUUGAUGGGAUGUAUUUUUUUUUUCUUUUUUCUUUUUUUUUU